AUGACCGGCCCGUAUUUCCUCGGGGUCGACGUCGGCACGGGCUCGGCGCGCGCCGCGCUCAUCGGACAAGAUGCACGAAUUCUCGCUCAACACUCGUCGCCGCUCAAGACGUGGCGCUACGAGGAAGAUCCCCAUCUGUUCGAGCAGUCUGGCGACCAGAUUUGGUCGGCGAUCACCGAAUGUGUGCGCCACGUCAUCCACGAUGCCGGCGUCGCUCCAGACGACGUGCAUGGAAUCGGCUUUGAUGCGACGUGCAGCCUCGUUGUCGUAGACCGCUCGUCGUACGCGCCAGUCAGCGUGACGCCGCCACACCUCGGCCGGCACGCCGAGCGCAAUGUCAUCCUGUGGGCGGACCAUCGCGCCGAGGCAGAGGCACUCCGCAUCAACGAAACGCACCACAAAGUGCUCAACUAUGUCGGCGGAACCAUGUCCCUCGAGAUGGAGAUGCCCAAGAUCCUAUGGUUGCGGGAGCACCUCGCCCCCGAGGCCUUUGCGCGCUGCGAGUUCUUCGACUUGCCCGACUACCUUACGUUCCGUGCCUCGGGCGCACGCGCACGGUCGCACUGCAGCCUCGUGUGCAAGUGUGGCUUUAUCCCUCCGGGCACCGCUGGGAGCACACUUGGCUGGCAGCCCGACUUUCUCGAGCAGGUCGGACUCGGGUGCCUCGCGCCAGACUAUGCACAGCUCGGUGGCGUGCCUGGUCGCCACGGCCUUGUGCUCACUGCCGGCAUGCCCGUCGGUGCGGGCCUGUCCGAAGCAGCGGCGAGCGACCUGGGCCUCCGGCCCCACACGCCUGUGGCGUCCGCCCUGAUCGAUGCCUACGCCGGGUGGGUCGGUACCGUCGCGGCCAGUUCGCUCGAUACUGCCGUGCCUCCUGCGUCGCUGCAGGACGCACACACACGCCUCGUGGCCAUUGCCGGCACCAGCACGUGCUACUGUAUCCAAAGUGCGGAUGGUGUACAUGUGCCCGGCGUCUGGGGACCGUACCACCACGCCGUGUUCCCCGGCCAGUGGAUGAACGAGGGGGGACAGAGCAGCACCGGCCAGCUGAUCGACGCCGUCUUGGAGACUCACCCCGCGUACGCGGCCACCCUUAGCCUGGCCCAAGCGCGUGGCGCAUCGGUGUUUGAGCUGCUCGAAGAGUCACUGGCGGCCCAGAUGCAUGCACGUGGCUGGGCCAUAUCGUCGCCCUCGUCGUACGCACGCCUCGUGUCGUAUGCGCACAUGUACCCUGACUUUUACGGGAACCGCUCGCCCCUCGCCGAUCCGCGUCUCCGCGGUAUGAUCAUCGGUCUCGACUUGGACCACUCGCGCGCGGAUCUCGCACGCAAGUACCUGCUGACGCUCGAGGCCAUUGCGCUGCAGACGCGGCACAUUGUCGACGAGAUGAACCAGAGUGGGCACCACAUCGAGGCCAUCUACCUCUCCGGCGGCGGGCAGGCGCGAAACCGCAUCUAUGCUCAGCUCGUCGCUGACGUGUGCGGCUUGCGUGUGCAGAUGCCGUCUGAGACAUCCGCUAGCGUGGUUGUCGGGGCGGCAAUCCUGGGCCACCUCGCCGCCGAUGUCACGCAUUCACGCGCCGGCACCGUCCGUGCCACCGAGUCGGUCCUCCCCACACAGGCCGAGGCCGACGCGGUGGCUCCGACGCACUCGGAGCGACUGUGGACCAUUAUGGCACAGGCCACACCGCCUGGCCAAUCUGUAUGGCCAACAGACGACAGCGCAUGGCGCGCUCACUUUGCUGCCAAGUACCGCAUCUUCCACGAGUGCAUCCAGCUGCAGCGCCGCUGGCGAGCCGAGAUGGACGCCGCGUGGCACUAG
This is a messenger RNA of Malassezia sympodialis ATCC 42132, 1821 nucleotides long. Its product is annotated as FGGY-family carbohydrate kinase. NCBI's taxonomy places the organism in Eukaryota, Fungi, Basidiomycota, Malasseziomycetes, Malasseziales, Malasseziaceae. Gene Ontology annotation, biological process: pentose metabolic process; carbohydrate phosphorylation. Gene Ontology annotation, cellular component: cytoplasm. Gene Ontology annotation, molecular function: D-ribulokinase activity. The record is from RefSeq and is a predicted model, not a curated record.